Messenger RNA from Lichtheimia ornata, 1179 nucleotides. RefSeq lists its product as uncharacterized. Gene Ontology annotation, biological process: mitochondrial respiratory chain complex IV assembly; protein insertion into mitochondrial inner membrane from matrix. The transcript has 4 exons. Lineage: Eukaryota; Fungi; Mucoromycota; Mucoromycetes; Mucorales; Lichtheimiaceae. Gene Ontology annotation, cellular component: mitochondrial inner membrane. Gene Ontology annotation, molecular function: membrane insertase activity. The record is from RefSeq and is a predicted model, not a curated record. The coding region runs from base 1 to 1179 and encodes 392 amino acids.
AUGCUGAGGAUCGCCGCACGACAGGGUCUCAAGAGUGUCAAUGGCAUGCGCAUGGGCAUGCGCUCGACAAUGUACAAAAACACCACUGCCAGUUCUCGGUUCAGUAUCCAACAGCAACCUGGUGUGCUUAUCAGCCAACGCUUGGGAGCUACAGCAUUUGUACGCAGCUACACAACGACCGAAGCAACCGGUGAGGCAGCAUCAGCAGCAUCAGCAGCAGCAACUACCACUGCCACUUCAGUAUCCGAUGCUGUCAACCAAGUCGUAUCACCUGAGAAUUUGAGUGAAGCAGCUGCCAAGAUUGGCGAUUUCAAGGCAAUGGGUCUAUGCAACUUUACACCUGUGGGUGGAUUGGAAGCCAUGUUGGAAGCUGUGCAUGUGUAUACUGGAAUGCCAUGGUGGGGUACCAUUGCUACUGCUACGGUGCUUGUGCGUUUGGCUUUGCUUCCUUUGAUGAUCAAGAUUCAACGCAACAAUGCAAAGAUGAUGAACUUGAACCCCGAAGUGUCUCGAUUGAUGAGCAACCUCAAAACAGCACAACAGGAUGGUGAUUCGGUGGCCGUUGGCAAGUACACCAAUGAGAUGCAAGGUCUUUUCAAGAAGCAUGGUUGCCAUCCCAUGAAGUCCCUUGGCUUGCCUAUCAUUCAAAUGCCGGUGAUGGUUUCCUUCUUUUUGGCUUUGCGUGCUAUGGCCGAGUUGCCGGUGCCUGGAAUGACCACGGGUGGUCUUGGAUGGUUCACUGAUCUCACUGCACAAGAUCCUUAUUACAUUCUUCCCGCUGUCAGUGCUGCUGGUGUGAUGGCUGUCCUUGAAGCUGGUACCGAAGUAGGUGCUGCAAAUCCUCAAAGCCGUGGCAUGAAGAACUUUUUCAGAGUGAUGGCGGUUGCCAUGGUACCCUUCACUUAUUGGAUGCCUAGUUCGGUGUUCGUAUACUGGAUCACUUCCAAUGCCGUAUCCAUUGCACAAAUCCUUACGCUAAAGAACCCUGCUGUACGCAAAGCACUCGACAUUCCCAAGCUCGUCAAGCCCGCCGCUGAAUUGCAAAAGAACCAAAAGGGUUUCUGGGAAAACUUUAAGGAACAAACCAAGCACCAUGAAAAGCUGGAAAAGGAACGGGCAUUGCGUGAACGUCAACGUGCAGCUGUCAUGGCCAGACGUGCCGCCAAGAGAAGAUUCUAA